CGCCGCAACACAUCACAAAAAUGGCCCAAAACUACUUCUCCCCCUACGCCCCCCGCCGGCGCUCCAACCGCAUGGUUCUCAUCUGGGUCACCCUCUUCUUCUCCAUCAUCUUCUUCAUGUGGUGGAUACAAACUCGUCACCACGACGCCGCACGCGCCUACGCAGACUUGCUUGUCCGGGGCCCGAGGAUGGAAGGGGAUAACGCGAGGGGUGGGAGGAUUUUGGAAGAUGCGUAAAUGAAAAGGGGGGGAAAUCAUGUUCCAAAACAUGUCCGGAAGGAGG
Molecule: messenger RNA, 282 nt
Organism: Neurospora hispaniola
Lineage: Eukaryota; Fungi; Ascomycota; Sordariomycetes; Sordariales; Sordariaceae
Exons: 1
Coding region: 21-236 (71 amino acids)
Source: RefSeq, a predicted model, not a curated record